This is a messenger RNA of Caenorhabditis sp. 36 PRJEB53466, 4010 nucleotides long. NCBI's taxonomy places the organism in Eukaryota, Metazoa, Nematoda, Chromadorea, Rhabditida, Rhabditidae. The record is from the annotation of a GenBank genome assembly.
AUGGUCGCUGUUCCGGCCGAAGAUCCGGACGACAAAAAUCCGAUAAAAUUGUUGGAAGAGUUUAAAAUCAAGGAGAUUUAUGAAAAUUACACGGUAAGUGUUAUAUUAUCCAUUUUUAAGAAAAGAAAAACGUGUUUUUGUUUAGUACGACUUUGCCAGUGAACGCAAAACUUUGAAGACGGACGAUUCGGAUGCGAACUUUGAAUUUGAAGAGCAAACCGAGAGACUACGCAUGUCAUUGGUCGGUUUUUAAGUUUUUCGAUAUAUUUUUCUACAAAGCUGUUUUCAGGGAAACCAUCUGGACGUGCGUGAAUUCGACAGUCACACCAGUCUUGUUCACGACUUUUUUCGCUAUCGAAAAGUUUUGGAGUACGUUUUUCCGUCGAAAACUCUGUAAAAAAAGAGACAUUUUCAGACAAAGCUUCAUCUGUCGCAACAAGGCGUUCCUCAAGUUGUGCGAGAUUUUCGACAAUUUUCCGACGGACAUUUUCCAAAAAAAAGAUUUUCGGUGAGCAUUUCGGCUGACAAAUCGAUCUUAGCGCUAAUUUCGCUGCUUUUCCAUCCGGUUCCGACGAAAUUUAUUGAAUUCGAGCUCCAAGAAAGAACAGUAAAGUUAGCGCUAAAAUCGAUGAGCCUAAACGGCGAUUUUGCGCGGUUACGGUUGACAACGCACGAAAAAUAGAAAAAAAAAACAUUGUUUGUCCGAUUUGCAGCUCGUUCCACCUCUGCGAAGGCCCCGGAUAUUUCAUCGAGGCGACCUACUACCACUUCCUCCGUUCAAAGUCCCCGGGAACGUGGUCCUGGGCGGCGAACACCCUGAAUCCGUACUUUGAGAACACUUCCUGUCUCGAUAAGCUCGUCGACGAUUCGCACAUCCGCCGCCACAUGAACAAGUGGUUCUUCGGGCCCGACGACGACGGCGACGUCGCAAAACUGACGGAAAAGUAUCUGAACGAGCACAAACUCUCGGGCACCUUCGACCUGGUCACCGCCGACGGCAGCACGAACACGAACGGGCGCGAGCACGAAAAGGAGCGCAUUGUGGCGAAGAUCAUCCGCGCGGAAGUGCAGACGGCCCUCCAACUGCUCAGGACCGGCGGACGGCUCGUGCUCAAAGUGUUCCGCUUCUGCAAUCCCGAUACGCAGGAUGUGAUGCGCGUGCUUGCCGACAACUUCUCCACCAUCAAGGCCUUUAAGCCCAUUUCUAGUAGGCCGGGAAGUUCGGAGGUUCGUGAGGAAUGUUAUGCAUUCGCGGGCGGGUUUUGCACGGAACGAAACUUCUCAAGCUGCAGGCUCUGCGCCUUUAAAUUCGAGAGAGGACACCAGAAUUUUAUGGCAAAAACCAAGGCUGAGCAAUUGGCCGGCCCGAGCUUUUCGUUGGCCGACCAUUGACCUGGACUUUUGAACCACUUGCAAUAUUCCUAUCGGACCCAAACUUUGCAGGGUUUUUUGACUUGGAUUGAGGGCCAUUGGGACCAAGUUUCAGCCCGAUCGGAUCAUCAGGUCCCGAGAUAUGUGGAUCAUUGGCCGAUUUUUUUCCAAAAAACCCGGGCUUCCGGCCAAUUUCGGACAAUGAUCCACAUAUUUCGGGACCGGAUGAUCCGAUCGAGCUGGAACUUGGUCCCAGUAUGCUUCAACCCAUGUCCAAGAAGCCUGCAAAGUUUCGGUCCGAUCGGAAUAUUGCAAGUGGUUCAAAAGUCCAGGUCAAUGGUCGGCCAACGAAAAGCCCGGGCCGGCCAAUUGCCCAGCCCUGGCAAAAACCGAUUUCGGACGGAUUUUCAAAGAGAAAAGUUUUCAACAAACCAUUUUUAGCUUUUUUGAUAGUUAAAACAAAAAACUGCCUUAAAUCGGCUAUUUCUCCCAGAAUUGUAAUCGACCGUGUCCCCCCUCGAAUUUCUCAUCGUCUGAUCCACAAAAGCGUUUCAGAAGUACAUAAUCUGCGACGGAUUCGGCGGUCAGUGCUACAUGGACAAGAUGCUGUUGGUGGAUUGCGACGAGAAGUACCUGAGUCACCAACUGAUUCGCAUCCGCUACGCCAACGACACGUACGCCUCGCGCCGCGUGCCGUACACGUGGCAGAAUCGAAACGAUUUCAUCGCCGACCAGAGGCCGAAGUUGUUCACCGCACAGUCAGUUUUUAUCGAAAAGAAUUGUGGAAAAGUGCGUUUUUAGGUACGCCGAUUACCAGAAAACCAUCGGGAAAAUGUUCCCGAUCGGAGUUUUCGAACGUCGGAGCCCUUGGAUGAAUCUUUACGGUUCGAAUCUGAUUCGAAGACAUCAAUUCGAUAUUCCGACGGCCGUCGAACAGUACAUUAAUACUGUAGGAGUCGCAAAAUUUAUUGUGAACUCAAAAACAUUUUUCAGGCGCCGGUUUUCGAACCACCGUACGAUUACAACGUUCCCGACGUUCUUGAAAAGUUCAGCAAAACGGGCAAGGUGAGGGCGAAUUGUUUUGGGCCGAGUUUGAAGAAAAAUGAAAAAGUUCGGCCACGUGUUCAGUGAAAAACAACUAAAAAAGACGGCACUUUGUUUAAAACGUUGCAGUUUUAGAUAAAUGUAGUCGUUAUAGAAAAUCAGACUUGCCAAAUCCCGGGCCGGCCCGGCCCGGCCCGGUUUUGGCCCGCCCCGGCCCGGCCCGGCCCGGUCGGCCCGGCUCCGCCCACUUUUGAGAAAAUUUUCGUAAUUUUUGUGAAAAUUUUGCGACUAAACAGCAAUUUCUAUUUUUUAACAUGUUUUUAUGCUAUAACAUUGCCUUUUUAAGUCUAUAAAAUUUUAAGUCUAUAAAAUUAUGUUCAUUUCGAAGUUCUAGUUCGCUUUGAAUUUUUAGGUGCAUCCUCCCGGGCCGACCGGGCCGGGCCGGGCCGGAAAAUUUCCAAUUUUGGCCCGGCCCGGCCCGGCCCGUUGCAAGUCUGUAGAAAAUCGUAUAAAUAUUGUCGAUUUCAGAUUUGCGUCACUUCAAAUGUCCGUCUCGAGACCAACGAUUCAUUCUUCAUCGAGCCUAUCGCGUAUCUGGCAAUAAGACAUCAUGAACCAAAAGUAAUAGUGAAUUUCAUGUUGCGCUCGAACAAUUUCCACUCCAAAAUCGACCGACAAUAUAUAUUUCUCUUCCAGGUCUACUACGACUACUUCGAGAAGUACGCCCAAAUCAACCGAUCGCUGCAAGACGCGUGGCGAGACCAUUUGCUCGUCGACAACACCUCGGAUCCGGGCAAAACGCACUACAAACUCGAAAUGCACGAGUCGAUCUCGAUCGAACACGUCAUCAUUUUGCUCAACGAAGUGUUCGUCAAUGUACGAUUUAUCGAUUUUUUUCCCCGCGAUUUUCAAAACCCGCCAUUUGCAGAAAGUGUACUCGCUGACGUUGGUGUUGGCCGGCGAAUCGACGGCCCCUCUGUACCUUUCGCGCCUCUCCGCCUCCAUGUUCGUUCUCAUGUACAUGGUGUACAAAUCGGUGGAAUAUCGAGAGCCCGGCGUCAUGUACUACUCGCAGCCGGUCAGUUUUUGGGUGGGGGGAACAAAAAUUCCUGUAAAGCUUCUGAUUUCAGCGAUCCUGCGGUCCAGUGCUCCACCAUCUGAUCCGUUUGCGCCAGGAAAUGUCGGAAAUGCGCGACGGAACGAGCGUGCGUUCGUUCCUGCCGAUCAGCCUCCUCGCCCUCUACCACUCGAUUAUUUGCUUCAAAAAUUUGGGCCACCUCACAUCGAUCUAUCACAAAUAUCAGACGGCGGUGAACGAGAAAAUGGACGAGGAGAUGGAGGGAAUAGAGGGAAUGGUGGAGGAAGAAGAAGAAGAAGGGCAGCUAGUCGACGACGAGGAUUUCGACGACGCCGAAUCCGUCUCGACGACCGGCUCGUUCUACAAUCGCAACGGAUACCGGAACGGAACGCCGCACUACGGACAGGAUGACUCGGAAAAUGAGGCGCCCGUUUUUAUCGGCGGGAACGGAAGAUGGCAGGAAGACAGUGAAAGCGAAGACGAUGGCGAAGAAAAUCCAUUUGAAAUGGACGAAUAA